Messenger RNA from Gekko japonicus, 1771 nucleotides. RefSeq names its product DEP domain-containing mTOR-interacting protein-like. Gene Ontology annotation, molecular function: protein binding. Lineage: Eukaryota; Metazoa; Chordata; Lepidosauria; Squamata; Gekkonidae. Gene Ontology annotation, biological process: intracellular signal transduction; negative regulation of TOR signaling. The transcript is spliced from 11 exons. The record is from RefSeq and is a predicted model, not a curated record. Bases 230 to 1771 code for a protein of 513 amino acids.
AUAGGCACGAAAAGGCAGGUUUAGCCCAAACAGUCCCCCUCUAGCCGCGCCAGACGCAGGAGGACGCUGCUGCCUUGGCUGGCCGCGCUGUUUCGCUGCAACCACGUGCCUCGCUCGGACUGCCUGUGACACGCACAACAACAAGGAAGCCAGCCAGCCAGCCAGCGGUGGGAUCUUUUCUCUGCAAGAUCUUUUUCUCUCCGACGGCACGCAAUCCAGGUUGGCAGCGAUGGAAGACGGGAGCCUGGGCACCUUGCAGCAGAGGGCCGCGGAGCUGGAGCACAUGGCUGAAGUCCUGCUGACCGGGGAGCAGCUACGGCUCCGCCUGCAUGAAGAAAAGAUAAUUAAAGAUCGAAGGCAUCACCUCAAGACAUAUCCAAACUGCUUUGUUGCCAAAGAGCUGAUUGACUGGCUGAUUGAUCAUAAGGAGGCCACGGAGAGGGAGACUGCAAUUAAACUUGUACAGAAAUUACUGGACCGUAGCAUUAUCCACCAUGUGUGCGACGAACAUAAGGAAUUCAGGGAUCUCAAGCUUUUCUACCGCUUCAGGAAAGACGAUGGAACGUUCCCACUUGACAACGAAGUGAAGGUGUUCAUGAGAGGGCAAAGGAUCUAUGAAAAACUGAUGAGUACUGAAAAUGCUCUUUUACAAGCCAGAGAAGAGGAAGGCAUAAAGUAUGACCGCACUUUUGUGGCAUCUCAGCUUAUUGAUUGGUUGAUCCAGGAGGGAGAGACCACCACAAGGUCUGAAGCUGAACAACUUGGCCGCCGGCUGCUGGAACAUGGAAUUCUACAGCACGUGUCCAACAAACACCACUUUGUAGACAGUAACCUGCUCUUCCAGUUCCGUAUGAACUUCCGUCGGAGGAGAAGGUUGAUGGAGCUGCUUUCCGGGAAGUCCCGCUUGAUACCAGAGAGUCACGACAGUCCCUUCUGCCUGCGCAAGCAGAAUCAUGACAACAAAAAACACACCAGUUUCCUUUCUGUGAGCCCGAGCAAGGAGAUAAAGAUUGUCUCUGCGGUCCGGCGGAGCAGCAUGAGCAGCUGUGGGAGCAGCGGGUACUUCAGCAGCAGCCCGACCCUCAGCAGCAGCCCGCCAGUCCUGUGCAACCCCAAAUCUGUUUUAAAAAGACCAGUGACUACUGACGAACUUCUGACACCCAGUGCGCCCUAUGCCAGGAAAACCUUCACGAUCAUAGGCGAUGCUGUUGGGUGGGGGUUUGUGGUGCGUGGAAGCAAGCCUUGCCACAUUCAAGCCGUGGACCCCAGUGGCCCUGCAGCUGCAGCAGGAAUGAAGCUUCCCAUCCCCAUCGUCCGUCAUCACUGCCCAGCCAGCGCCUGCCUGAAAGGAACUGCUCUGCCCCACACGGGCUGGAGCGGGUGGGAGGGGAAGGAAAGGAGAGGUGGGGUGCAUUCUGCCUCCUUCUCGCCCAGCCCUGAUUCUGUCUCCAGCUCGCACACAGCAGAACGAAUGAGAAACAAGUGCACGCGGCUGUCCAUCGAGGAAUGCUACAGCUGCGUUGCGGCACUGAGUUGCGGAACGUCGUGGGAUUGCGGAGGUGCCGAUCCUUCGGGCUGCCGGCUCGCCCCCCCGGGCUCCGAAACAGCGAUUAUUGGGCUGCGCCAGUACCUUGGGCUGUGGAGGAGCUGGGGUGUCGAUCUGCGGGGCUGUGGGGGCGUGGAGCUCGAGCUGCGGCAGCAGGGCCGCGGCAGCUGCACCGAGUUGCGCCGGUUUGCAGAGCCGCGGAGACACUCGUCGCUGCCCUGUUAA